Molecule: messenger RNA, 4891 nt
Organism: Paramuricea clavata
Lineage: Eukaryota; Metazoa; Cnidaria; Anthozoa; Malacalcyonacea; Plexauridae
Source: the annotation of a GenBank genome assembly
GUCACCAUGAAUCAACAAAAAUGUUUACAAAAAUCAUAUUUCAGUUUUAUUACCGUGCAAAAAAAGUGAAAUUAUUUCUGCUUUACUGACAAAGCAAUUUAAGUUAUAAAUAUGUCUUCUCAAUUCGAAGUGAAGCUGCAUAUUUAUGAUCUCUCGCGUGGAAUUGCCAAGCAAAUGUCGCCCAUACUGUUAGGUUUGUAAAAAAAAAUAAUAAACCGAAAUAUUUUACUUUACUUUGGUUAGAAAUUUUGUGCUGUUGCAAUUUAUAUGUUCAUGUAUAUUUCUUUUAAAUUUUAUCCCCAUAUGCAAACGUUGGUGAAGUUAAAUAUACAUGCUACUGUAGACUUCAAGACCUGAGAUUUGAAAAAUUUGAAUUGAUAGUGAAUUUUAUUUUUUUAUUUGCAGGAAAACAAAUUAAUGGGAUAUGGUAAGUACACUAUGUAUAUACACAAUGUUUAGUGCUCCUUGGAUCUCGUUCCCUAUAAUAUUAUGCAUCUCACCGGACUGUGACAUUGCUUCAAAAAUUUGUAUCGCUACUACUUCUAUAUUUGUCUACAGCCAUGCCUGUGGCUGACUGGAAGCUUAGAAAUUGCACGCCGAGAUUUCGAAAAUUUAAUAGUAAAUAUAUAGAAAGCAUCAAAAUUGUGUGCCCCCAAGAUAUCGGGCACGCAGUACAAACUUUCCACACUGGCACCUAUGUGGUUUUGCAUUCUAAUUUAGAAACUGCAUAUCACCUUUUUACAGUAGUUGCUACUAAACCCAGACUUGUCCCCAUUCGCUUUUAAAUAUAAGAGCGGGUGCACGGCCAGAAGUGGGCGCGUAGAGGCUCACAGGAAGGGCGAAAGAACUUCCCUUUUCCCUUUGCGUGCGUCCACCUUUGGUACUGAUAUAUAUAUAUAUAUAUGAAAUUCAAAUAACGACUGGGGAUGAGUCUGUACUAAACCCUGGUCAAACAAGGAUGAGAGUUGAGAAGCGAGAGUUUGCAUGAGAGUUUUCUCAACUUUCAACUUUUUCUCAACAAGAACACAGAAUAGAUACUAGACCAGAAGUGUCACUCAGACGAUAUUUCGUCCGAAAUUUUACGUGCGCUGACGUGAAAAUACGCCAUCAUAUGACGGCAUCCUGGAGUACACACGGAAGUUUUUCAUGGUACAAACAUAGGUACAAAGUGGCAUGUGCACUCCAGGAUGGCGUCAUAGUACAUAAAAAAUUUCAGACAUUUUUCCCAAGCCAAAACACAUAGGAGUGACACUUCUGGUCUAGUAUCUAUUCUGUGACAAGAACAAGAGUUGCAUGAGAAUUAGCCUGCGAACAGGCUCUCUUUGAACUCUCAUUGAAGUUGACUGGAUGUUACCACAUUCAUAGUGAAAACUCUCAUCAAAAUUUCAAUCAGUUCAAAGUUGAUAAAAGUGUGUAAAGCUACAUUUACACGCUGCGAUUAAUUCUGUACGAUUCGUUUUCUGGCAUAUGUCAUUGAGUAAACACGCGUAAGCUGGCUACAUUUGAAAUCUCUUUUAACGAAACGGCAAUGAAUUAUGGUGCCAGCACUCAUUUUAAUACGCCAGAAUACGAAUCGUACACGAUUAAUCGUAGCGUGUAAACGUAGCUUAAGAGUCAAUGAGAACUGGUGGUCGAACAGGAGUUGCAACUCUCAUCCACUAAAUUAGUUCUUGCAAAACUAUGCAGAUUUGCAUGUCACAUCUUACCUAUAUGAACAGGCUUUUGAUUAGUUGAUUAUGACGAUAAAAAGUGAUGAGCAUUUUUCUCUCAGAAAACCAACCACAAAACUUGAUCAUUCAAGAUAGCUAUAGUAUAUAUUGACUAUAUACAGUAGCUGGAAUAUUGUAUGUUUACAUUUUAAUUGUUUUCACACUUUACAGGCACACAGGUAUAACAGUCUAUGGAAAAGAAUACUUUUUUGGAUCAGGAGGCAUUGAGUACUGCCCCCCUGUAAGUAUAAUAUUCAGCUGAUAAUAUUCAGCUCAUUUUUCAAUGAGUUAUUCCAGACAACAUUGUUCAUGGAGAUAUUGAAAAUUUACUGUAACCCUCUCUUCCCUUAGAACAUCCUAGUAGAAUAAAUCCAUUUACCAAGUCAAGUCCGAGUCAAUUCUGAGCCUGAGUCAAACGCCUAGUGGAAAACGGGCUUAGGGAAGUUAAUAGGCUUCCCGACGACAGACCUUUGUUCAAAAUGUUGAAGUUCUCCUUUGUAUCCCUAUCAAUCUGCAACUUUCACAGAAAACUGUGACUAAUUAUAUGUGAUUCUAAUGUUGAAUAGUGUGGCACAAUUUUGGGUGAUCCUGAUACAGUCCAAGACAUGGGUUUAACACAAAUACCUGAAGAUGUUUUUGAACACUAUUUGAUUGGAUUAAGUGAGAAAGAAUUUAGGUAAGGAUACAAUGCAAUACAGCAAUAAAGUUUAAUAUACAGUACAAUCACAGGUGUUCAGCUAUACCCAGGGUUCAAAUUAAUGCUUACGGUGUAGUUUUGACUGCUAAAAACAGGUUUUAAAAAAUUUUGGUAAAAUGCAACCCACAGCAUACCCAGGAAAUUUUUUAAAAAUUCAAAAAGUGCCCCAACCACUCCAAACUUUCUGAAAAUUGUUGAAAACCAUUUCUCUCAUCAAAACAGUUUGUUUCGCGUGAUAAAAACAUGUUUUAAAAAAUUUUGGUAAAAUGCAAAGGGAGCCCAGGUUGACGAUCUUGGCAAGAUCAUAGUUAAUAUAGAAGCAAGGUCUUAUCAAGGUCUUACCAAGAUCUUACCAUGAUCUUGCCAUGAUCUUACCAUGAUCUUACAAAGAUCUUGUAUAAAUCCUGCAAGUUCUUGCAAGAUCUUUCUAAGAUCCUGCAAGAUUGUGCCAUGAUCUUACCAUGAUUGUGCCAUGAUCUUACGAAGAUCUUGCCAUGAUCUUAUGAAGAUCUUGCUAUUAUUUUGAUCUUACAUAAUCCCUUACGUGAUCUUUUGAUAUUACAUGAUCUUACGAAGAUCUUGCCAUUAUCUUGCCAUGAUCUUACGAAGAUCUUAGGCACAGAGGACACAAUAUUAUAACUUUGGUGACUGACUGAGUUGUGAGCUAGCCGACUGACUAUGGACCAACCAACGUACUAACUGAACAUGCAGCAAUGGUAACUGUCCAAAUGACCAUGCAACUAGGUACCCAACCAAAUGACUGAUCCAAAUGUGCAUGAUUUAGCAGUGAUGGCUGUGGUACGUCAUGGGAAAAAUGGUUUCAAUGUAACAAAGUUUAUAUCAAAUCCAUUUUAUAGACCUGAGUGUUAUAAUCUUUUUGAACACAACUGCAAUACUUUUUCAAAUGAAGCUGGCCAGUUUCUUACUGGACGAACCAUUCCAAAGUACAUUCAAGAACUGCCCAAAGAUGUGUUAAAUACGUAAGUAGAGUUUGGGUUUAAUCUGUUAUUAAUCAGACUAUCUGCCUAUGCCAUGUGGGAUGCAAUGACAUGGGGGCGUAACUUUGCAUUUUGCAAUUAUCAUUUUCUGUUUAAUAUAAUUUAUAUAUCAUUAUAAAUUCCUCUGGCACUAUUGCCAUUUAUUAUAAUUUUUGUUUUAUUUUAUGAUUAAAAUGUACAUACUGUUAUUGUAUGAGUAAUAAAAUGUGGUACAUACAAAAAUGCUUUUUAAUUAAUUGUCAAACGAUGGGCAAAAUAUUAAUCCUUGUAACUUUAUUUUGGUUUGUUAUUGUCUGCACUCAACACAAAAUGGAAAAUGACCAUUGCCAAAUGCAAAGUUAUGCCCCUAUGUCAUCACUAUUUUGACAUGUGAAAUGUAAAUUUGUCCAAUCGCAACGUUGGUUCAAAACUCGGAAACAACUAUUACGGUGUCAGUAUCACAACCUGGGGUAACGCUAGCCUACGAGCAGUUCCUCCUUUCCACGGAUUUAGCUUGCUCGCGGUCUGGGAUAACACAUGAAUGCCAAUAUUGACUUCUAUUUGUUAAUUACAGGCCAUUUGGUGCAAUGAUAAAGCCAAUAUUUGAUUCCAUGUCUGUCCGACCAAAUGCAGAGAAUGCAAGGACAUUACCAGCAAGAAGUAAUACUGCAGCAACAGAUCCAUUGACAGUCUUUGAACCCAGGCCUACUACAUCGGGAAACAAUUCUGAUUCCUUUAUAGGGUGAGUUAUCAAACUGGUACGGGGCUGCCCACGGGCUAUCAAACUGGUAGACAUGUCAGAAACAACCCCUACCACCUUAACCUGUGUUCCAGUCCACUACACCAUUAUGUGUGGACUGGAACACAGGCUACCACCACAUAGAGUUCACUGGCUACCACCACCCUCCCUUCUCUUUCUCUCUCUAACUAAUUUCUGAAAUCCUGUAUAUUGUAAUUAAUGACUGCAGAUUUACUGAUUUACCUAACAUUAUUUGAACAUUAUUUGAAUAUUUAUAUAGUAUGUAUUUGCUUUGAACAUCUAAAUAUAUGUGAUUAUAAGAAAGUGAUGAUUUUAUUGGCAUGUACAUCACAGCAUGUCAUUUUUAAUUUGUUAUAUUAAUCGGUAUUUAUUAUCUCUUCUUAAUCUUCAGUGAAAGUUCGAAAGUCCAGUUACAGCAGUCAAAAGACAAUCCAAUUGUUUAUGACAAUUACAAAGUAAUGAAUAUACAGUAUUUCAACGAACAUAGAAGUUUUUUUAAUGUAUAUUAUUACUGCACAAUUAUUGGUAAUGAAAGAACAUGGUGAUGAUUCUGUUACAGUAAUAAUGUAGUUGUAAAAUUUUGCUUAUUUUUAUGCAGGUGUCAUCACUCGUGUCUAGCUUAGAGCAAAUGAUAGAAAAAGGAGAAUUGACAGAAAAUGAAGUACAUCAAGUGAAUGAAAUUGAAAGAAUAAUGUCAGAAAAAGGAGAUCAAGUUAGCAAAGGCCAUCUUCAGUUGCUAGGUUUGUGA